AUGGAGAAGGACCGAACUUGUAAUUUACCCUUUGGAGACGCCUUUCGUCCAAAUAACGGUCUGCUUUCUGGUGAUACGCCGGAAACCUCCUCUUCUUUUCCUUAUCUUCCGAUAGAUGCGGCCACAACCGAUUUCCCUCCCUCUGAAUACAAUUACAAGUUCAAACCGCCAUUUCACUAUGCAACUUCUUCUUCUUCUACUCAAAAUCCCUCAAUUCUGCGGAAAACAUCCUCGACCAUGGCUGCUCAGUGGCUCUUCUGCAACGCUCUCAUUGCCCUCCUCAUCCUCUUCAUUGCUCCUCAUCUAUCAAAAUCAGAUGAUAGGUCAACACCGUCACCAGGUUUUGCUUAUAGUUGGAUGGAUGAUGAUGAUGAAUUUUACCCAGGUGAUAUUGCGACAAUUAAGGUUAAAAUAUUGGGGAAUUACCAGAGUGAAGAAUACAGAUACCCUUUUAAUCCGAACAUCACAGUGAAUGGCACAAUGGGGAACAGUAGUUAUGUUACUGAUGUGCAUUCGGAUUUUGGCAAUGACACGAACAAUUGGCGGAUUCUUUUUAAGCCAAUCAUGGUUGGAUUAUUCUACGUGGUUAUCGAUGAGGAACAUUUCAGAGUGCAUGACAACUCUUUGCAUUUCCAUGUUUCACCAGCUGAGUCGAAUAUACCUCCUCAUUUUAUUUUUCGUUGGCUGAAUUAUAAGAGUGAGUUUAGGGCAGGUGAAAUUGCAACUAUUCAGGUUAUAGUAUUUGAGAAUUUCAACACUAAGACAUACAAAUACCCUUUUAAUCCCAACAUCACAUUGAGUGACUACAGUGGAAAGAAUGAGAAGAUGGGAAAUAGUAGUUACAUUACAGGGGUUUCUUACACUUUGGGCCCUGAUACGAACAAAUGGGAGUUACAUUUUAUGCCAAUUAUGGUUGGGACGUUCCACGUGCUUAUCACUCAAGAAAAUCUCAAUGUGUUUGACGCCUCUAUGUCUUUCAGUGUUACACCAGCUUUCAUUUAUAAACCUGCUGGGACUGUGUCAUGGAGAGGUGAAUGCAAUCAUUUUGUAGCUGGGACAACAGCUAAAAUCAUGGUACUUCCUAAAGAUGCAUUUGGGAACAAUGCUACACGUAAAAGUGAAGGAAGUAAUGUCAUUUUUGACAUAUAUGCUACAACUGAAAAAGGUGAGGAUGCAAAGGUGUUGGAUGUGAGUCAAAAUGGAUGGAAUAGAUUUGGUGGUUUAUCCACUAACUUUAUUGCAGCCACAUCAGGAAAUCUCUUACUUCACGUAAAAGAUAAAAACCAACACUUGAUUGGUUCCCCGUUGACUUUCACGGUUGACCCUGGAGCACUUGAUGUUGGUAACUGUGUGCCACAUUGGGGCAUUGAAUCAAAAUCUUUUCAGAUCUUUUCCAUAAUGGAAACAUUUAUAACUCAACGAGAUAAAUAUGGGAACCUUAUUCCAGGGUUUUAUCCAUUUGAUUUUGAUGUUAUUGAGAAGGGGAGAUAUUUGUCUUUGCCUAUUGGUGAUUUGAAAUAUCAGGAAGUAGUUCCAGGUGUUCAAUCACUAUCUUUCAAAUUACUUCAACAUGGGGAGUUUUCACUCAUCAUUACAGAUAAGGAUAAGAAGAAACAGAUCUUGAAUAUGCCAUACGAAUUUAGCAUCUACAUUGGGUAUUGUGAUGGAAUGAAGAGUAUUGUUAAUGGAUCUGGUUUACAUAACUCUGUUGCUGGAGAAGUUUCAAAAUUUUCUAUCGUGUUAAGAGAUGCUUAUCAGUAUCCAUCACCAAUUGAGGUACAUAGACUUCGAGUAGAAAUCACAUUGCCUUCACUCUCACUUCAUGUGGAUCCACAAAUAUAUCCAAUGAAUCCUGACAAUGGUACUCAGUCAACUGGAAUGUUCAACUUUGGUGCAUUGGAAGUUCCAUCUAUUUACUUGCAUAACAACAAAUCUGAUGAGGAUUGGAAAACGUGGAAUAGUAACUUUGAGGUUGUUUAUAUACCUGAAAAGAGUGGGGUAUAUGAGAUUCAUAUAUAUUGUGGCAACAUUCCACUGAAUGAAGAAAAGCCAUUCACAAAGUUUGUAAGUGCAGGCAAGGUCAAUGCAUCCGUAUCAAGAGUUGUAAAAUAUAAAACAAGAGUCUCAAAAGCGGUUUUACAUAGUGUAGAUCUGCAACUGAUGGAUUCUUUUUCUAAUCCAGUCUUGUUACAAGAAUCAGAAUUAUCCAAAUUAACACUGGAGCCUGAUUCAAUCAACAAACCAUUUUUCAUGGUUGUAUUGUUUGUAGACAACAGGGAUGGGACAUACACUGGCUUCUACAUGCCGAUGAAUCUUGGAACUUACAAGAUAUGUGCUUCAUUUGAUGGAAUGAGUAUCUCCCCAAGUCCCUUUGAGGUGACUACUUACAACAGGGAGGACUUUCCUAUAGCUUAUGGUCUUGAUGUCUCUGUUUGGGAGGACGAAUCCAUAGUUUUUAAUGCUCUAGUAAAUGAUUACUUUGUUGGUGGAAAGGCAAAAGUCGUUGAAUAUGAAAGGCCAGGUCAUGGUUCACUUUUGCAGUAUGGAGAUCUGUUUAUAUACACUCCAUUUAAGAGAUUUUAUGGAAAUGAUUCAUUUCCAUACUCAAUGUCAGAUGCAAAUGGCAACAUUGCUUCUUCUCAUGUAAACAUAUUUGUCGACUGUAUUCCCCCACAGUUUGUUUCUUUUCCACCUCAAUUGCAGGCAGAUGAAGAUACCCUCAGUCCUAAAUUUGGUGGUUAUUCAGGCUUUGAGAUCACAUAUUCAGAUUCAACAGAGAACAUCUCUAUUAUGUUCACUGCACAACACGGAUCAUUCUUUCUCUCUCCUCUACUGAUGCAACUUUGGGAUCCCAUGUGGAAGGAGAUUUCAGUCACCAAAAGGGAAGGAAGAUCUAAAGAAUUGAUUAUAAGUGGUCGCUUGGAAGUUAUCAAUUUUGCCAUUAAAUCACUCAAAUACAUCGGGGAGGGGAACUUUAGUGGUGAAGAUACUCUUAGGGUUACCACCAUGAACAAGCAUGGAAAGUAUGAUUUGGAUAUUCCAGUCAUUGUCAACCCAAGAAAUGAUCCUCCAUUUAUUAAUGUCCCUGAGUUCAUCAUGAUGGAGAAUGUGACAGAAGAUGAAGGUUUCUUGAUCUUUGAUAGACAACGAGACAAUUUUAACUUUUCUAUUGGGGAUCCGGAUCAUGUUCACUUUACAGGAAAUAAAAGUCACUUUCGUGUGAUGUUUUCUGUGGAAGUUAGUUCUGGAUAUUUCUCAGCAAACCUUCCAGCUGAGCUUACAAGCACAACUGAAUUAAAGUUAAAGAAUAGCAACAGCAAUCAGUGGCAACCCCUUCUUACAUUUAUUGAAAUCUCAAGACGUUUUUCCCUCAAAGCAAAAGCCAUUAGAUUCAGGGGAACAAUUGAAGAUUGCAACACUCUCCUCCAACAAAUCCUUUAUCAUGGUGAUGAGGAUGGUGGGGUGCUUACAGUGAGUGUGAAUGAUAUGGGGUGGUAUGGAUGUUAUCCAGAAGAUUGUCAACAGAUGAUGUCAGCGCCUCUUAUUUCUGAGGCCACCAUCAACUUGAUAAGAAAGAUGCCUGUGGAUCCGGUGGUAGCUCACUCUCUUAUAUCAGCGAUUGUGAUCGAAUCCACUAUACUCUCAUCAUUGGUCGCGAUACUAAUAUUUUUCACAUAUAAAUGUGUAUUUGCCCUCCUACACAAAAAGUUCAAAGAUCAACCUCAACCUCAAUCUCAAAAUUUUCAGCUUCAUAAGCUGCAAAGCUCCCAUGAAGACAUGUCAAGUACAAAAGAUUCAUCUGAGAAUAUAACUGGACAGCCUUCCGGCUUAUCUAAUCCGUUGCAUGAAGAAUCAAAAAUUGGGCUAAGUGUUGAUUCUCACACAUCAAGCCCAUCUGGAGCAAAUUAA
This is a messenger RNA of Lactuca virosa, 3909 nucleotides long. Lineage: Eukaryota; Viridiplantae; Streptophyta; Magnoliopsida; Asterales; Asteraceae. The record is from the annotation of a GenBank genome assembly.